UCGCCAGAGGAGGGAGAGAGGGAGGGGGCACGAGCGCCUGAGUAGGAGCCGCUCCUCAGGGCGCCCCCUCCUCCCAUCUCGCUCAGCCUAUCCCGGCUGGGCCGCUCUGGGCUCGGCUCGCCUCGGCUCCCUGCUGUUGGGCGGGGAGAGCGGCCAGAGGCAAGGGGGAGGGGAGCAGCAAGGACAUGGGCUGGCUCUGAGAAGAGGGAAGCCGACGUGCGUGUGCCUCCCGAUAUUUUAAUAACUGUUUGUUGUUGGGUGGUGCGGUUUUGUUGUUUUGGGUAUUUUUCCCCUCCCGUUUUCCCCGAGGCAGAGGGGAGGAAAGCCGCCCCCCGCCCGCAGCGCGCCUGCAUGGCUCCUCUUCCCCGGAGCGCCCCUGGAAAAUAAAAUCCUCCUCAGGCCAGGUGACGUCCCCCCGCCUCCGCGCUCACACACACGGGGAGCGGCAGAGGCGGGGGAGAGCCCGCCCCUGAGAAAAUGGAGGGACCCUCGGGCCCGGCGGAGGAAGGGGAGCUUACGCUCCUCACCGUCAAGCACGAGCUGAGGAACGCAAACUUGACAGGCCAUGCAGAAAAAGUUGGCAUUGAAAACUUUGAGCUCCUGAAAGUUCUUGGAACAGGAGCCUAUGGAAAAGUGUUCCUGGUAAGGAAAGUAAGCGGCCAUGAUGCUGGAAAGCUGUAUGCCAUGAAAGUGCUGAAGAAAGCAACAAUAGUUCAAAAAGCCAAAACAACUGAGCACACAAGGACAGAGCGACAAGUAUUGGAGCACAUUAGGCAAUCACCGUUUUUGGUCACAUUACAUUAUGCCUUCCAGACAGAUACAAAGCUUCAUCUCAUUUUAGAUUAUAUAAAUGGAGGAGAAUUGUUUACUCACCUUUCACACAGAGAGAGAUUCUCAGAAAAUGAGGUGCAAAUUUACAUUGGGGAAAUCGUUUUGGCACUUGAACAUCUCCACAAGUUGGGGAUUAUAUAUCGGGAUAUAAAACUUGAGAAUAUCCUCCUCGAUUCUGAUGGCCAUGUGGUGCUAACAGACUUUGGUCUGAGUAAGGAGUUUCUUACUGAUGAGAAUGAGAGAGCAUAUUCAUUCUGUGGAACAAUAGAAUACAUGGCUCCAGAUAUUGUACGAGGGGGAGACACAGGACAUGAUAAGGCUGUUGAUUGGUGGAGUGUUGGUGUUCUUAUGUAUGAAUUAUUAACUGGAGCAUCACCAUUUACAGUUGAUGGAGAGAAAAAUUCCCAAGCAGAGAUUUCUAGGAGAAUAUUAAAAAGUGAGCCACCUUAUCCACAAGAAAUGAGUGCACUCUCUAAGGAUAUAAUUCAGCGUCUUUUGAUGAAAGAUCCCAAGAAGAGGCUGGGUUGUGGUCCCACUGAUGCUGAUGAAAUCAAACAGCAUCCCUUUUUCCAGAAUAUGAAUUGGGAUGAUUUAGCUGCCAAAAAAGUACCAGCUCCAUUUAAACCGGUAAUCAGAGAUGAGUUGGAUGUCAGCAAUUUUGCAGAAGAGUUUACAGAAAUGGAUCCAACGUAUUCACCUGCAGCAACCCCUCAGACUUCAGAAAGAAUAUUUCAGGGAUAUUCUUUCGUUGCACCUUCUAUUUUGUUUAAACGCAAUGCAGCUACAGUAGAUCCUCUUCAGUUUUAUAUGGGGGAUGAGCGGCCUGGAACUACAACUAUUGCCAGAAGUGCUAUGAUGAAGGACUCUCCAUUUUAUCAUCAUUAUGAACUGGAUCUGAAAGAGAAACCAUUGGGAGAAGGAAGUUUUUCCAUUUGUCGAAAGUGCUUACACAAGAAAACUAGCCAAGAGUACGCAGUAAAAAUAAUUAGCAAAAGAAUGGAAGCCAACACCCAGAGAGAAAUAACAGCUCUGAAACUUUGCGAAGGACACCCAAAUGUAGUGAAGUUACAUGAAGUUUAUCAUGACCAGCUUCACACGUUUCUAGUAAUGGAAUUGCUGAAGGGAGGAGAAUUACUUGAACGUAUUCAGAAAAAGAAACAUUUCAGUGAGACUGAAGCUAGUCAUAUUAUGCGCAGACUUGUUUCAGCAGUGAGCCAUAUGCACGAUGUAGGAGUAGUCCACAGAGAUCUGAAACCUGAGAAUUUGUUGUUUACGGAUGAAACUGAUAAUUCAGAAAUAAAAAUAAUUGAUUUUGGCUUCGCUCGUUUAAAACCACCUGAUAAUCAGCCUCUUAAGACUCCAUGUUUUACUCUUCAUUAUGCUGCCCCAGAGCUCUUGAAUCACAACGGUUAUGAUGAAUCUUGUGACCUGUGGAGUUUGGGCGUAAUUUUGUAUACAAUGCUAUCAGGACAGGUACCAUUUCAGUCUCAAGACAAAAGUUUGACAUGUACCAGUGCUUUGGAAAUUAUGAAGAAAAUAAAAAAGGGAGAAUUUUCCUUUGAAGGAGAAGCUUGGAAAAAUGUUUCUGAAGAGGCUAAAGAGUUAAUUCAAGGACUUCUAACAGUGGAUCCAAACAAAAGAAUUAAAAUGUCCAGCCUGAGGUACAAUGAAUGGCUUCAGGAUGGUAGCCAGCUGUCAUCCAACCCUCUAAUGACUCCUGAUAACUUAGGCUCUUCAGGAGCUGCGGUGCAUACAUAUGUCAAAGCCACUUUUCAUGCCUUUAACAAGUACAAAAGGGAAGGAUUUUGUCUUCAGAAUGUUGACAAGGCACCUCUUGCAAAGAGAAGGAAAAUGAAAAAAACAAGUACAAGCACAGAGACGCGUAGCAGCUCAAGUGAAAGUUCACAUUCUUCUUCCUCUCAUUCUCAUGGUAAAACUACACCUACAAAGACACUGCAGCCAACAAACCCUACAGACAGCAAUAACUCAGAAACCAUCUUCCAGUUCUCUGAUUGAAAAGCAGAGAAUAUCCUGUCUUGAAGAUUUCAGUGGUUAUAAACUUGUUAUUACCUGUAUUGUCUUCUCCCACCCUUCCUUCCUGUGACCUACAGGAUACAGGAAUAUGUCUGUUGCUUUAAAAAUGUAUUUUGGUCAUGCCUUUUUAGCUUUGUGUUUCAAUACAUUUCUUCUUAGCAUUAAGUUGGUAUCACAGGAUACGGUGAAAUACUAUCCUACAACCAGCAUUGUAUUCUUUUAGGGCUAAAUUACUGGUGUGCAGGCAAGCUCAAGGUAAAGAGCUAUGCUGUUCGUGGUACAGCUUGGAGGAAGACUGUUUCUCCACAUCAGGAUCUUCCUCCCAGUUUCUUCCCCACUGUUCAAAGAAAGGAAAGCUCUGUAACAUAUAGAGAACUUUUGGAUCUUUUGCAUUUACCCAGCUCUGUGAAGAAUGUCAUAGAGUCUGACAAGUCACGCAUACAGAGGAUCAUUGGAACAAUGAACCAAAGCAGUACUUCAAGGCCUUUUAAAUUAGUAGUUACAUUCUAUCACAUUUAUUUGAAUUUCAAAAGCUAAAUAAAGUGCUAGGGAGCUCUUAUGUUGUUUUAAAAAGUGACUCUAUAUAUAUGUUCUAAAAACUAGGAAUAUGUCUUUUUUUUAAUUUAAUUUUUAAAACAUUUAGGGUAAAAAAUGUCUGCUAAGGUAAGGUGUCUAGUACUGUGAUACAAUAAUUUUUAUUUCUGCUUUUUGAAGUUGUGAACUUUAAAAUGUUUUACAGAUUCAAAAAUAUAAUACUGUAAGAGGAAGUGAAAUUUCAUAUUGAAUGCUUUGAAAAUGGACACAGUUAAAAUAUCUAUUUCAAGAAUUCAUUAUAAUUUAUAUUUUCUUUUUAUAUUUACACAAUAACUUUAAAUACUAAGAAUUUUUUAUGGAUGCAAAAAACUCCAGUUUCAAUAUUUGUUAUAGGGUCCAUACAAAAUGUAUACCGAGUUAUUUGAAUUUUGCAAUGUGCAAAUACAGCAGUUCAAUAGUGACUGUAAAAUAUUAGAAUAUAUGUUUUCUUUUUUGCACUUUACAACAUCAAAAAGAGAUGUUUUCUAAUAAAGUGCACUCAACUCUCUCUUCCUACAGGGUGCUGAGCACUGUUUUACUGGGGUGAAUGACUUGAAAUCCACCGUAUCUGGUGGAUACGGUCAUUGUGAAGGAGAAUUCUAUACUUUGCAGGAAGUAAUCCCUGUAUGUUACCCACUGUUUUCAUUCCUUACUUCAGACUGCAAAGCUCUUUCUAUCUUGCUUUUACAUUGUAUAUAACAAAUACUAGACCAGGGCACCUUGUGUAGUGUAGAUGUUAACAACUUAUGCACUGGGAAUACUAAAGGGAAAUUAUAUUGAACACUGUGCUUUACAAUUUGUUCACUGUGGUGUUCUACAGUGAAGUAUUUCCUACUGUGAUAGUAUAGUAUGUACAUAACUGUUUCAAAUCAUAAAUGUGACUUACAGAAACAUUAGCAUAAACUUUUACAUCAGUGUAUUUUAUAAAUUUAUGGACAGCUCUUUUAUUGCUAGUAUUCUCAAAGAUUAGGGGUAACUUAAAUGCUAAAGACGACUCCAGUUUUGCAAAUGCUUACAUGUGUAAGUUUACACUGAAGUCAGAAAGACUCCUUGUGUAAAGUUAAUCAUAUGCCUAAAUUUGUGUGAUGGAAAACUAAUUGACUAGGGAAUUUUGUUAACUUGCUCUAUCUUAAAAUAACCUUAAUCUAAACCCUAUGCAAAAAAAGGUUAUAGGAAUUGUUUAUAUCAGUGGUUUUAUUUACAGAAUUAUAUCGGAUAUCAGUAUUGACAAAUACAAUACACCCAUGUUUACAGGGAUUGUGUGUAUCAAACAAGGCUUUGAAGCCAAACAUAUUUGUUCUGUGUUUCGUUAAUAAUGGCAUUCUGAAAUUUUGGAAUUGCUCAUGUGAUAUAGUUUACUACUUUCUUGAUGUGAAUGUCAACAGUAAUUGCAGCAUUAACUUCAGGUUGAUGUGAAUAUUGAGAUUUGCACUGUUUAUGUAGAAGUAGUGUAUUUAAAGAUUGGUGUAUGUGCUAAUAACACAACCAAUUUUAAGUGGCCGAUGUUAAAAUAUUGAAAAAUAAUUGUCAAUGUAAUAUAUUCCAGUUUGCUUUCUGAAUGCUCUCUUGGGAAAUAAUCUCAGCAGUAAACAUGGCUCAUUUGUAAAAGAAUACUUUCCCUCUCCCCAAUAAACUUGCUGUAAAUGCAACAAGCAAUUCAUCAUUAACUUCUUCACUGAGAAUGAUGGAGCAUUAGAAUGGGCUGCCCAGAUGUGUUGUGGAAUCUCCUUCCCUGGAGAGAUUCAAAACCCACCUGGAUGAGUUCCUAUCUGACCGACUCUUGAUGGUCCUGCUCUGGCAAGGGUUUUGGACUGGACGAUCUUUCAAGGUCACUUCCAACCCUUAAGAUUCUGUGAAUAAUACUUGUUAUGCAGACAAUACCAGUGAAUUGGGAGGCUGGAGAACAGGUUGAUUGUAAAGUGCACUUUGAGGAGUUUUUGGAAUUUGUUGUCUUCAGGGUGAGGACAUCAAAAGGCAAUUUUCACUUUGAUUUCAUGUAAGUGUAAAAAAACUUUUGGAUACUAGGUAGACUUUGAAUAUUGUGACCCAGCUGAAAUACCUUCUUAAAGUUGGGAACACAGCACUGUUGUUUCCCUAUUGGGAAGAUUAAACUGUUGCUUGACAAACUGGUGAAGCAAGGAAAAGAAUGUUUGCACAAGAUACUAAGUGCUGGAGGUAAUGGCUAUAUUGUCAAAACUUUUUUUUACACGGGUUUUGAGAGAUUGUUGUGAGAUAAAAAUUAAUAGAAUUCAUCACUUGUAUCAAAUAUAACUUUUACAGAUGAAUAUUUCUGUGUCCUCUUUGUGCUCUAACAGUAGUUAUUAACUACAGAUUUUAAAGAAGGGUAAUUCUUUUUGGCAGUUGUAAGCACAUUUAGGUAGCACCUUGCAUUUGCUUUGAACCAGUUACCUGAGGUAGCUGAAAUGUUGAUCACAUCAGACUUUCUGUUGCCUCCAGCUAACAGAACUCUUGAGGAGGUAUGUUUGACAUUAAGCUGUCUGAAUUUUUAGAUUAGCAUCUUUACAUAAACAACUGCUGAUCUCCAUUUACAUGGAUAAAACUGAGUUGCAAAUUAGGGAGCUCAAGAGCAGGUUCACUUCUUGUUCAGAUGUUCCUGCAGAUGACUAGUUACUCCUGGCAGAAUGAUGUUGUCUGAGCUUAAUGUGUUGCCCAGCCUGUCAUUCUAGGUCCUAUAAAGAACAUGAGCCAACUUUUUCAUACUCGUACCACUAUUUCAAAAACAGAAAUGUACAAGCCAGUCUUCAUUAGUACUAUAAAUACUUCAUAUUACCUUGGUAAACAGUGUUAGACUGUAAAUUAUGUUUAUACUCAGAUUAGGUUUCUUUCACAGUGCUGCUAUGUGUCAAGCAACUUUAAUGUCUAGUAGUAAUAUCUCUCUACUGUCACAAAUGUAAUGGAGUCAGCAAUAUUGUGGGCAGAUUCGUUUGUAAACUGAAAUUUCUUAUCAGUAACUAGUGUGGUUAUUCAUUGACUCUUUAAAUUACUCAAUAUUCUGUAAAGCUAUUUCUUUGUGAUACUUUUACAAACACAAGUAUUAGUAAUUAAAAGAUAAUUCUGCAAAAGGAUUUAGAGCAGUACAAAGGAAGUAAUGUGACUUACUGUUCCUCUGGCUUAGUGAAAUGUCUGCACUUUCACAUAAGGAAAAGCAGCUGAAUUAUUGAUUGAUUUUUAAUAGAGGAGUUGGUUCAUUUGGCAUACAUACUGUUUACUGCUACAAAAGAACCUUAAAAUACCCUAUUAAACAGUUUUAGGGGAGUAACAAAAACACAAUAUUGCAUCAGAAUGGACUGAGGAUUCAAGCUGGUAUUGAUGUAAAUGUUUUCUCAGCCUUUUUCCAUGGCUACUUUUCUGAACAAGGUAACGGUACCUGCACAGCCGUGUUCCGUAGCACUUACCUAGGAACAGAAUAAUUCUUGGCAGAAAUGAUUCUAUGAUUCAGAAAAUAUUCACAGAAUGGUGAUGUAUGUUAAUUGGUUGUGAUGAAGUGUUGCACAAGGGUCUUACAUUUUUAAUAUGUGCAUGUAUUAUGUGCAUGUGUGUAGAUACAUGCUGUAUUGCAUGUCUAGGCCUCAAUUUACUGUAAUAACACCUUAGUUAAGAAAAUCUGUAUUUAAAAAUGAAUUCUCGGCUCACACAAAUUUGGAGGACCGGACAAGGGGGCUACCACAGAGGAAGAUUAUAAGAAGUCAGAGAUGAAAGGCUUCUGGGGUAAUGUUUUCAGGGGUAAAUUUCUCCCCUCGCUAUCUCCAUGUGCAUGUAAUGUUCUCUGACACUGAAUGGCACACUUUCUUGCUGGCUGUCCAGCAUAUAAACACAUUUACUAACUCUGCAGGUCUGUGAGUAUAUGUGGAUGUGUAUCACAUAUGUGUGUGUAUACACAUGUGUGUAUCCUCACAUGACAUUUUGGUCUUGAGUUGGAAUUUUUUGUUAUUUCUCAAGUAUCAUUCCAGUGAUCUUCAUUCUUUCCCCCCUAUAUGAGAGUCUUUCCCAGCACCAAUCUUUAUGUUGCAAAACAUUGCCUUCCUGCAGCUGAGAUAGUUGACUGAGUAUUCUGGAUUGGGAGAAGAAGAAAUAACAUGUCUGUUUCUGCUAGAAGGAUAUAAAAGUGCUUUGAUAUUUGUCUAUCUGUGAGAAACACUUCUCAGUUUACUCCUGUGACCCACAGGGAUUCUGUAAAACAUAAGGAAUGCAGAGCUGUUGGUUAGCUCUUGCCAGCCAUCCAGCAUUUUAUAUAUUGCUCAUUUAAAAGAUUCUGGCUGUUUAGAGCACCUGUGUAGAAAAGAAAACUUCAGAUGAUUGCUGUAGUCUGCACUAGUAAAUAAAGAGAUGCUUUCAAUUACACA
Molecule: messenger RNA, 7802 nt
Organism: Colius striatus (speckled mousebird)
Lineage: Eukaryota; Metazoa; Chordata; Aves; Coliiformes; Coliidae
Gene: RPS6KA5
Product: ribosomal protein S6 kinase A5
Exons: 17
Coding region: 478-2847 (789 amino acids)
Biological process (GO): intracellular signal transduction; regulation of DNA-templated transcription; protein phosphorylation
Molecular function (GO): protein serine/threonine kinase activity; ATP binding; magnesium ion binding
Source: RefSeq, a predicted model, not a curated record